GGCUACUGUUCAUUUCAAGAGUCUUAGUUUAUUCAUAAAACGCACUAUGACCUUUAAUCCGUGCAAUCCACACCCUAAACAGGAUAAAAUUACAAGCUCAUCUGCCAAUGAAAAUGAGUUGAAGAACUUCAGUGAAUACUAUGAAAAAAACAACCCUAGAAGGAACAAUAUUGAGAAGGUGAUCGACUUCAUCCAACUUGAUGGGGUUCCUGGCUCCGACAAGCCAAUUUUAGCUCAAACACUUUUUGUUCUUCUUAAGCAAGCUUACUUUAUGCCUUUAUCGAUUGACAGAAGCCACACACGUGAUGAUGACGAGUGCCUUGCUAAAGUCACUGAUGCUGUGCUUCCCAUAUCGAGACUUACACAUCUCAUUCUGGAUGGUAUGCUCGUUGAUAAAUCCACUCCAAUAAGAUCCGAGGGACUGCAGCUAGCUGUGACGGUGUUGUGGUCACACACAGAUGUCGACUCCAGAAUAGAUGCUGCGUGCUCAGAAAGCCUUGCAAAUGACAGUGUAAAACACAAUGGACUUGACUUGCAAGGGGUUCCUGCUUCAGCUGAUGAAAGGGAAACUAGAAUUGAAAGGUCACCUGGAAACCCGCCAACUUCCACAUUCGAGGACGACGAACUAUCGACUGGCCCUGUGGUCAUGCUGGACAUGUCCCUAACACUGCCGCAGAUGAUUCAGGAGGUGUGGGACUGCUUGGAAAAGAACGGAAAGCAUAAACUUCCAAACUUGAAAACAUUCAAUGUAGAGGCCGCACUGAAUAUUGCACGUGAGUAUGGGAAGCUAUGCUGUCCGAGAAAUCAUGUAAGCUUACCUAUCUAUGCUUCAAUUGUCAUUGAAGAUCCCAAUUCACGCCUUCUGCCGCAUAUCCGACGGAAAUUCCUCACAAACAAGAUCGUUCAAGGCUCUUUUCAUGUAACAACCAAGUAUUUUGGCGGUAUUCGCGAUGAUUUCAUGUUAGCACAACUGCUUACCCUUCAUAACCAGAAAAUUGAGCUGACCCUCUUGUGGGUUCUUUCUGAUUUGAAUGGUACCGCGGUUGUGGUUCGUAACCAAGACGGUAGGGAGUUUCCCUGUGACAACUACUUCGCGCAUAUUACCAUAGCCAACAGACGUGGUAUUCCGCCGAAAUACAGCAAUGAUCUGUGUUUCAGGGCGUCAUUAGGGAAGACUGGAGCGGAGAAUUAUAUUCAUAUCGUUAAACUACCCCCCCAAACCACAGUAAGUGGGAUCUUCUCAUUUCACUAUGGUUAUUGAAUUACUUGCUUUCCAAGAAUCCACAAAGACAUUUGUUUUUCCAAUUUCCGAGUGUUUCGUAUUUUCUCUUUCCUUUCAACGAAAAAUUUUGUGUAAUACAUAUUUCCAUAAACUCAUAAAUAUGAGUGCUCUUUAUUUAAUUUAUUUUUUAUUAAUAGUUGAUCCUGAUACCUAAUCAUGCAUGCAUUUAUACAUAUUUGCAAUACAAUUAUAAGCUUUUGUUAUCUUCGCUUUAUUCAUCAUAAUAGUUGUUCCUAAACUGGUAAUCGUUGUCGAAAGCUAUUAGUACGAAAAUUUACACGUGCAAGGGAGUGAAAGCGAAACGUUGUACGACAACUCUAAUCCUGGUACUCAUGUACGCUGUGCUGUUCUCUACCCCAUUUAAUUCGUUCACUAGCCUACUUAUUUUAAGCGGCUAAAAUUUACUUCGAUAACAGAUCUUACCUCCGCAUAAAUUUUAAGGUUUUUCUAGGAAGAUAAUCUCAUUAAAGGGUGAACAUGUACCGUUCAGCAGAGGAUAGCACGCAAUGUAUGGUGAUGUACGCUAUGCAGCGUGGUAUGGUGCAUCAAAUGAGCGAAUAAACCUCUUUAAUGAGCAGCUUAUGCAGAAGUUCCAAAUGCAGGCUGCUUCCGCUGGUGCUUCCUAUGGUAAUAGUAUGCAGCAGUUGUAAGGGAUAACAGAUGACUAUACCGAGACAAACACUCAUUAUAAUGACGGAUGCUUUUAAGGGCCACAUUAGGCAGAUCAAUGCAUUGAUCGAGCAAACAACUUCCAAAACGCCACGUCAUCCGCCGAAGGCUUACCAGAUAAAAAUGCCACUAACAUGUAUAAUCCCCAGCUCCCAAUGUGCAAUGUAGGAUUAGCAGGUCUCGGUCUGCAGAGUAUGUAUGACGCCGGCUCCUACAGUGUUUACGGUGAUACUACCCAUUAAUGGAUCGUAGAAUUGAAACUCGUCAUUCUCAACGAAAAGGGAGCUAACUCUACGUUGACCGGCGUCCCGGUUUGAACUGACGACCGACCGAUGCCCAGAAUCCUCCUUGUCAUAGGUAGGAGUGUUGCGAAAGUGUUAGGAGGUUUUGCCCAGUCGAGGCAGAAGUGGUAUAGAGAGCUUUGAUUGGAUUAAAGGAACUCUUCCAGAUAUUUUAAUUUGUGAAACAGUCAAGCGAUUAGAUGGGCCUAAGGCCGAUAUGGGAAGUAGGGAGUGAUUGAUCUUAUGUUCAAUAUCUGAAUCCCUUAUCUUGAAAGGGAUGAUAUAAAAUAAGAGUAGCUUGCGAAUGAAUUUAAAUAGAUCUAUGUCAUCACAAAGUUCCAAGAUUGUGACAAACUUAGUUGAGAUCCUAUUCUUAUCGUCUUUCAAAAGCUUAUGGCUUGGGGGAAGUGUGACUAUGCUUAGGUUGAAUGUAGUGUGAAUCUCAGGACUCAAAAAAGCGAAGUAUUCUGUAAGCAAAGUUCUUCCAAACACCUUUUUUUCCUUAUAAUAAAGUUGAUAAAUCUGAUCAGAGGAGUCAAAUAGAAAGGUAAAGCUAUGUAAAGGUUUUACAGAAUCUUUUUAAUUAAGAAAGGGUAUAAAAACACAACUCACUGCUCGUCUUUGGUGAUAAUAUUCAUUUUGUUUCCUUAUAAUAUCUUUUUAUUGCUUUUCAUGCUUUUUAUAAAACUUCUUUCACCUGAUUUAAUUUUAACUUUAGUUCAUGAUUGAUUUGUUAUUUUUUCUCCCAUAGUUGCCUCAUAUACUUUUCAUAUAAGGGUCCCGUUUUCUCUCGUAAAAUGCGAUAGGGAGAUGCAUGUAUCCCGCUAAAUCAUUAGAUGGUUAUUAUAUUCAUGAAAAAUAUGAAAUUUCGGAGUAAAACUAUAUUAAUGCCAUUUUACAUGGAUAUGUCGUGUUUGUCGCUCGUAAACAAACAUAUUUCCUUGAAUUUCGCCCA
Messenger RNA from Phytomonas sp. EM1, 3187 nucleotides. NCBI's taxonomy places the organism in Eukaryota, Euglenozoa, Kinetoplastea, Trypanosomatida, Trypanosomatidae. The record is from the annotation of a GenBank genome assembly.